GGGUAUAAAGGGGGAACUGGGGCCGCCCCCGAGGAGCAGAGCCCGGCACAGCCAUGAAGUUGUCGCUCCUGUUCGCACUCACCUGCACCGCUGUCCUGGCAGUGGGAGCAAGGGCCGAGGGGCCCAAGGAGCCGGAGGCGCUGAAGUCGGUGCAGGAAUACACCCAGAAAGCCACCGCCAUGGCCAAGGAAACCUUCACCGCCCUGCGGGACUCGGAGGCGGUUCAGCAGGCCAGGCGCUGGCUGUCGGAGACGUCGGCGCUGGCCAAGGAGAAGCUGGCCCGGCUGAAGGAGCAAAUUGUCGAGUUCUGGAAGAAGACACCGGCCUCAUAGCCCCGUCGGGGGGUGGCCGGGUAGGGGCCGGCCUGGGGUCUCCCCAGCCCCCCCUCCAUCAUCAUGGUUGUUGCAAUAAAGCGGCGCUGAAGCAGA
Molecule: messenger RNA, 428 nt
Organism: Calypte anna (Anna's hummingbird)
Lineage: Eukaryota; Metazoa; Chordata; Aves; Apodiformes; Trochilidae
Gene: APOC3
Product: apolipoprotein C3
Exons: 4
Coding region: 54-332 (92 amino acids)
Biological process (GO): lipid transport; lipoprotein metabolic process
Cellular component (GO): extracellular region
Molecular function (GO): lipid binding
Source: RefSeq, a predicted model, not a curated record